Messenger RNA from Melitaea cinxia (Glanville fritillary), 2841 nucleotides. RefSeq names its product membrane alanyl aminopeptidase-like. Gene Ontology annotation, cellular component: cytoplasm. Gene Ontology annotation, molecular function: metalloaminopeptidase activity; peptide binding; zinc ion binding. The transcript has 15 exons. Gene Ontology annotation, biological process: peptide catabolic process; proteolysis. Bases 1 to 2841 code for a protein of 946 amino acids. The record is from RefSeq and is a predicted model, not a curated record. Lineage: Eukaryota; Metazoa; Arthropoda; Insecta; Lepidoptera; Nymphalidae.
AUGACUCUAUUUCGGAAGCUGGUGCUAUUACCAGCUAUAUUAGUAUUAGUUAAAUCCGAAUUCCCUAUAGACGUUGAGGAACCACUAGAAAGAAAUAAUGUCGGAGAUGAGGUUUAUAGACUUCCCGAAGAUCUAGAUCCAAUUCAUAUAGAAUUUGAAAUGACACCGUACUUCGAAGCUGAAGGCAACAAUGAGGCGUUUACAUUCGAUGGUAUUGUUACGUUAACUGUUAGAGCUGUCAAAGAUAAUGUUUCAUCGUUAGUCCUUCACGAGAAUGUAAGACAAAUUUUAUCAGUGAUGGUUACAAACGAAACUGGUACGCCAUUAAUAUUAGACCCAAUGAACCCAAUCGAGAGAAUUCGAGACUAUCAUUUUUUGAGAAUAAACUUAGGACAAGGAGUCACAUUGGUCAAUUCAGAAAUUUAUAUAAUUACUAUCUCAUACAUUGGUAACAUAAAUGAAACACCACUGAGCAGAGGUGUUUUUCGAGGUAGUUAUAGAGGCAGUGAUGGAAGAAUACAUUGGUAUGCGGCUUCACACUUACAACCAACUAAUUCAAGACAAGCGUUCCCUUGUUUUGACGAGCCUGGUUUUAAAUCAACUUUCGAUAUAAUAGUUAACCGUCCAGAAAAUUUCACUCAAACGUUUUCAAAUAUGGCAAUCAGAGAAGAGUUACGGGUAGGAAAUCGUAUCAAAGAAAUCUUUCACAGAACACCUAGAAUGUCAGCAUACUUAGUGACGAUUCACAUCAGCGAGGAGUUUACUGUGAUCGCGGAUAAUAAUAAUGAUAAUGCUUCUUAUCGUAUUCUUGCUAGACCAAAUGCUCAAGGUCAAGGUGACUAUGCUCUACAAGUAGGUCCACCUCUGACUACGUGGUUGGAGAAUUAUUUCGGUAUUCCAUAUUAUACAAUGGCUGAAAAUAUGAAGAAUGAUCAAAUUGCGUCUCCGGAUUGGGCAUCUGGAGCUACUGAAAACUGGGGUUUAGUUUCAUACAGAGAACUUCGUUUGCUGUAUGAAGUAGGGGAGACCAACGAAUUGGAUAGAAUGACUAUUGGUACUAUAACCGCUCACGAGCUUGCCCAUAAAUGGUUCGGUAACCUCAUCACUUGCCGAUGGUGGGAUAAUGUUUGGAUCAAUGAGGGUUUUGCGAGCUAUUUCGAAUACUUUGCUAUGGAUGGUGUUGACCCUUCGAUGGAGUUGGCUGACCAAUUCAAUAUCAGAUACUUACAAAGUGCAUUGGCCUCCGACUCCUCAGCCUCAACUAGAGCUUUACAGCAUACGGUGAAUUCACCUGCCCAAGUUACUGGACAUUUUUCUGGCAUUAGCUAUACUAAAGGAGCUUCCUUGCUUCUUAUGUUAAAGCAUUUUGUCAGUGAGCCAACUUUUAAAAAGGCUUUGCACCACUUCCUUGUUGAAAGGUCAUAUGAGCAUGCUUUCCCAGUAAAUUUAUAUAAUAGUUUUGCAAUAGCAGUUGCCGAAGAUAACGCUAUUAGUAGUGAUUUGAAUAUAGCUGAAAUAAUGCGAUAUUGGGUUGAACAACCCGGAUACCCAGUACUUAAUGUUGAGGUCAAUAUGAAUAAUGGAGUUAUGAGACUUUCGCAGGAAAGAUUCUUCAUUAAUGCUUCAGCGAACCAAACUGGGCAGAUCUGGCCGUUGCCUCUUACCUUUACGACCGGUAAUAAUACUAAUUGGGAUAAUCUGACGCCGUCUCAUGUUAUGCUUGGUGACACAAUGGAAAUAACAAAAAAUCCCGGUCAUGAGUGGGUCAUUUUUAACGUGCAACAAAAAGGUAUCUAUCGAGUCAACUACGACAACCAUAUGUGGGAAAUGAUUGCUGAUACUCUCCAAAAUAAUUAUUUAAGCAUUCACCACCUAAAUAGAGCACAGAUUGUCGACGACAUCUUCGCGCUUAUGAGAUCUGAACGCAUAACGUACAACUUGGGUUUCAAAGUUCUAGACUUCCUUAAAACGGACACGAACUACUAUUCCUGGUUUCCAGCGAUCACUGGAUUUACCUGGAUUAGAAAUAGGUUGCUGCAUUUACCAGACGAAUUGAGACAAUUCGAUGAAAUUCUCUUCGAAUUCCUGGACGCUGUUAUCGCUGACUUAAGCUAUGACGUAGAGGAUGGAGAGCCCUUAACAAGGACCUUACACCGUUCUGCUAUACUAGCAUUUGCGUGCGACAUCGGUCAUGAAGGUUGCGUUUCAAAUGCUAUUACACGAUUCAAUGCAUUGAGGACAAACGGAACAAGAGUAAACCCUAAUUUGAGGAGGCAUGUCUUCUGUCAAGGUAUACUCAAUGGCGGAUAUGACGCCUGGCGUUUCAUAUACGAUCGUAGACUGAACUCAAACAACCAAGCAGAUCAAGUCGUCAUGCUUCGAUCUCUCGGUUGCACUAACGAUGAGAGAGCUAUACAAGAGUUUCUCCAGAUGAUUCUUAGUGAUGAUCUAAAGGCUCAAGACAGUGUAAACGCUUUCACAUUCCUCUUUAUGGGUAACAGAGGAAAUGCCAGAACCGCAUUGCAGUUUGUUAUAAAUAAUGUAGAAGAAAUUAGACGGAAAGUCGUUCUCCCUGCGUGGUUUGGGAACGUACUGAGUAAUCUAGCGUCCUACAUGGAUGAAGAAGGACUUCAAGAGAUGGAGAGAUGGCUAAGUGCGAACCAAAACACGGUACCUAGUGCACAGACAGGACUGAGCGCGAUUGAGAGCGCUCGUGCUAACAUGCGUUGGGGAACAGACAGAGCUCAAGCGAUUUUAAGAGCGGCAAGAGGUUCCGCGGGAAGAGCCUUACCAACAGUUUUAUUAUUGUUGACUGCAUCAUUUGCUUUAUUGUUAAGAUAA